AUGAUUAAUAGUUUAUAUGGAGUAAUCAACACAGGUGUUUUUAUAUUAAAGGGAGGUAGAAAUUCAGAAGCUGGAUUAGAAGAUAUCCACAAAAAUCGAAUUAAAAAUGAGAUAGAACAGCUUAAGUUAAACCAAUGUAAAUUGGAAAAAUGUAGGGACACUGUCACCUUUGAAAAUAACCGUUAUCAUUCACAAUAUUGUCAUUUUCAUGUUAAUAAUGUAACUAUGUAUGAUAAGGAGCAUAGAAAAAAUUAUGUUUUACUUGAUAUUUCAAUUAUGAUGGAAGAUGUGGAUACUUUUCUAAACAAUGAAAUUCCAAUACAAAUAAUAUUAUAUAAAGACUUUCCAUUUAGCCCUCCAGAUAUCACAUUUCCAAGUACAUUUUGUUUUCCAAGUCUAAGUGAUGGACGUAGUUUCACUGCAGAAAUCCUCCAUGAAUGGUCCCCAAGUAUUACUUUAUUAAGUAUUGUUGAAUCUACUGUAAAGUUUUUAAAAAGCUAUAGUACUCACAUUGCAGUGGUAGGUCCUUCUGAUAUGUUUAUAGGAAGCUAUAGAAAUCCCAUAUCAUUUAAUUACCAAUGCUAUAACUCUCUGGUCUAUCCAAUUCUGGGUACCAAAAUCAUUUUUGAAGAUGAUGUCUUUGAACAUGUUUUUGAAAAUAACUCCUUAAAAAGUGGAAAUGUUAUAUCCCAAAGAGGAAAAAAUUUGGUUUCAUCACUCAUACCAAUUCCUUUAAAUACUAGAGGACUUAGAAGAGAAACCAUGAAUUGGAGAAUUGAAAAACCAUGUAUUAAUAUUGACUUUGUAUUUAACAAUACAAAUGUAACGUUAUUUGAUUCUACCAUGCUGGUUUUAGAAGUUUGCCAAAAAAGCCAACAAAAUGGGUUCUUCCAAACUAAGAAUCCUUCAAAAACCUCCUCAUCUUCGGACGAAAUUAUAUCUGACUCUACUCUACAAGGUAAUGUAGCAUAUUGGUUGCACUUACCUGCUAUAAGCCACAUUAUUGAUUGUAACGGUAAACUCAUUUUUGGAAACCAGGGCACUCUUCCAGAAUAUAUAACAGAUAAAUUAAGUAAACUUGAAUAUUUAGAAUGCCUAAUUUUGGUUCUGGGAUACGAUUUUCUUUUCGAGAGAUCUCCUGUUUCGUUUUAUCAAAAUGAAGAAUUAAUCCAAGCUCCUAAGGACUCAACUAGACCUAUAAUUAUAGAACUAAGGUUUCACACUACCAAAGCUAAUCAUGAAAGCUCUUGUUGUCAUUCUUUUGCUACAAAUCUGAGAGAAAAAGUUCUCAAAUUGGAUUCCAAUUUUCCACAAAACUGCCAUAAUCCAAAAUGGAACUCUUACUUUGAAUUUGACUGCCUUUUCAACCUAAAUAAGAAAUACCAAGAAGCUAUUGUUGGAAACCACAUUUAUCUUUCCUCGGAAAUUAUCCAAAGAUGGGUUGUAAUAUGCUCAAAGCUUAUUGAGCAAUCCUCCUUCCUUUCAGAAACUGAUGAGAAAUACGUCCAAGAAUCUUCUUCACUGGUUAAACAGAUGCAGGACAUACUGAUUAGUCCAGUUGUCAAACAUAUUCUAAACUCUGAAACGGGAAAGCUAAGCAAGGUCAGUAGUAUAGAUGAAGACUCUCAAAAUGACUCCUUCUACAACCGUCUUGAAGAAUAUUCCCCUAAGAACGCUUCCAACAACGAAACAUCUCAGCCAGAAUCUCAAACAAUCGAAAUCCCACACAUGCAGGAUGUCCUAGAAAAACAAGUUCUCCAUCCUAUUCGGGAAAUCAAACCCAUUCAAAAUGUUCAGUUUAAAGAAACCCCACACAUUCAAGAAAUUCCUCCUAUUCAAGAAAUUUCACCCAUUCAGGAGAUCUCAUAUGUCCAGGAAACUUCUCCAGCACAAGAAAUCCCACUCAUCCAAGAAACUCCUCCUUCACAAGAAAUUUCGCAUAUUCAAGGGAUCUCUCCUAUUCCAGAAUUUCCACCCAUCCAAGAAAUUUCUCCAAUCCAAGAAACUUCACCCAUCGAAGAAUUUUCCUCAGCCCAUACUCAAUUAAUUAACCUCAAUAUUUCUUCGGAUGCUGAAGAUGAUGACCAUAUUGAUGAAGCUAUCAAUAAAUACGAUGAAAUAUCAAAACCAUCCGAUUAUUAUAGACACAACAUUCAAUUGCCUAAUAACGACUCCCUACUAAGUGAAUAA
Cryptosporidium ubiquitum is the source of this 2190-nucleotide messenger RNA. RefSeq lists its product as uncharacterized. The transcript has a single exon. Bases 1 to 2190 code for a protein of 729 amino acids. NCBI's taxonomy places the organism in Eukaryota, Apicomplexa, Conoidasida, Eucoccidiorida, Cryptosporidiidae. The record is from RefSeq and is a predicted model, not a curated record.